AUCAAUGAUUUUGUAAGAAAUUUUCAGAAGUCCAACUCGACUCUGAAAAUUUUAUUCGAUUCGUGCGUUAAAUAAAGCUAUAAAAAUAAUUAAAAAACAUUGAAAUAUAAAAUUCAACCUUUGAUGUUAAAAAAAAUACUAAAAUCUAUUUGAUUUGACGAUUAAAAACCAAAAAGAAGUGAAAAUAUUGGGCUGACAUAUUUAACAAAGAAAUAGAAAAAAACAAGUGAAAAAAACCUUUUAAAACAAAGAAGAUAAAGAACAAAACAAAGUAAAACGAAAAAAAAUAAAGACGGAAAUAUAAAAACAAAAUAUUGAUUUGUCAUCAAAGUUUUAAGAAAAAUACAUCAAUAUUAAUUGUUGGCUAAAUGGAGGCAUCUGAUGGAUCGCCCCCACCAUCAUUGUGUAUGAUACGAGCUGCGGAACUAUUUCCUAAACCACAAAUGGAGAAAGAAGACCUACAGCUAAAAGUCGCGUUUCAGGAACUUGCUGGCGAGUCUGUCAAGUAUUUGGGGCGUACCGAUGAUGGCGUAUUGGCCUUAUCAAAUUAUCGCAUAUUUUUACAAAAAUCAUCUACAAAUGUUGAAACGUCCAUACCACUUGGUCUCAUUGAAUCGGCUCAAUGCAGAGAUUUGUUUCAUUUAAUUAUUUGCUGUAAAGACGCCAGCACGGUAAAGUGCUCAUUUGAAACAGCCGAGCAAUGUACAGAAUGGCAAAGGCGCAUACAAUUGUCAGUGGGAGUACCAGAAACACUGGAAGCUAUAUUUGCUUUUCCUUUCUGCUCAUGGGCGUGUGAUAGCUUAAACAAUGGCCAAAUGGGUCAAGUUGGCCCAACCAACAAUGGUGUGGCCUCAACUGCAGAGAAUGGACAAAAUCCAUCCUCAUACUCAGUAACAGAUUACGGGGAGCGAUUGCAAAAAAUGUCCUCUCGCUAUGAAGAUGAUUUUAUGCGUGAAGUAGAACGUUUGGGUUUUGAUCUAAACGGUUCGUGGCGCAUUUCGCAAGCCAAUGAAGAUUUCAAACUGUGUCCCUCAUAUCCUCCGAAGCUUUUAGUACCCUGUUGCAUUUCUGACGAGACUUUACAGAAUGUAGCCAAUUUUCGAGGUUCUAGGCGUUUGCCUGCCGUUGUGUGGCGUCAUCGAAAAUCUGGAGCUGUAAUAGCCAGAUGCAGUCAACCCGAAGUUGGAUGGUUGGGUUGGCGCAAUACCAAAGAUGAACAAUUGUUGAAAGCAUUAGCUGAUGCCUGUGCUUUUGAUCGUGGCGAACAAAUGCGUCAAUUGACUAACACCUCACAGUCUGCACAAAGUGUUCAGAUGCCAUCUGCAGAUAGUUCACCAUCCAGUCCAGACGGUAGUCACGAAGAGGUUGCUCUCGAUGAAGUGAGAAAAGUAUUGAUUGUUGAUGCUCGUAGCUACACAUCUGCCGUUACAAAUCGAGCCCGUGGUGGUGGUUGCGAGUGUAUUGAAUAUUAUCCUUGUGCAGAAAUUGAAUUCAUGAAUCUAGGCAACAUCCAUGUUAUACGUAAAAGUUUUCAUGCAUUGCGACAGUUAUGUGCCUCACCACCAGACGUACCAAAUUGGUUGGGUCUAUUGGAGAAGACAAUGUGGCUACAGCAUCUUUCUGGUCUUUUGGCAGCUUCAAUGACAGUAUGUCAUGCGAUUGAGAAAAAAGGUCGUCCAGUAUUAGUGCAUUGCUCGGAUGGAUGGGAUCGUACACCGCAAAUUGUGGCUACAGCACAAUUAUGCUUGGAUCCCUAUUAUCGUACUGUAGAGGGAUUUCGAGUUUUAGUAGAACGCGAAUGGCUUAGCUAUGGUCACAAAUUUGCUGAUCGUUGCGGCCACGGACCCGGUUCAGAUGAACUCAAUGAACGUUGUCCUGUAUUUUUGCAAUGGUUGGACUUAGUUCAUCAAAUACAUAAACAAUUUCGCUGCAGUUUUGAAUUUAGCAUGGGUUACUUGAUUAAAUUGGCACAGCAUUCCCAUUCUGGCUUAUUUGGCAAUUUCUUAUGCAACACGUUGAAGGAACGUCUGGAAAAUUCUGUCUUUGAAAGAACAUUCUCAGUGUGGUCGUUUUUAUCUGGACCCAUGUAUCGGAAUCCACUGUAUAAACCGAACAAAGAUAAAGUUUUAUGGCCGGCACAUAAUGUUCGAGAUUUAUCCUUGUGGACUGAAGUGUAUUUGGGCAGUUUGGGUGGGAAUCAACAGAAUUGUAUUGAUUUUCCAGCGUAUAUAAAUGAAAGUUUAAUGGGUUCCAUAAGUUCCAUGUCCAAGACAAGAUCUUAUGGUGAUUUAAUAACGGCUGGAUUCAUACAAAAUAGUAUUUCAAGACGUUCUAGUGAUCCAAAUAUGACUGUAGAUCCAAAUCUAACAAUCGGUUCAAAUUCUGAAAACAAUUCUAUAGCCGAUUUGCAAUCUGACGAGCGUGAAGAAUCACCUGAUUUAUUAGCGAAUUUCAUACACGAUACGACAAGAAAACUAGAAAAUCUCACAAACGAAUUAAACAAUCAUGACAAUGAUGACUUUAAAAUAGCAUCAAAACACCUUGAAACCAACCUGAAAGAAACAAUUGACACAGAAUCAACAGACAGUAGCAAUGGAACCGUAGAAUUGGAUGAUACCAAUUGCCCAAAGGAGCUAAAUGGCACAUCCACAUCGGGAAAUGAACCAACUGACUCUGCUUAUACAACAAAACUCCAACGGUUUUUAUCACAACCAACACCACCAUCAUCACUACAGGCACUGCAAACGAUAUCAACAAACAAUACAAAAGAUGUGGUACCACAUGAUUUUCCGAAAUCCUUAGAAAAUGGUCAUAAUGUUGAUGAACACACCAAUAAGGGAAUAACUAUAGAAAAGCAUUCAUCGUUAAGUUUAAAUUUAAUGCAGAGUGUAGAACUGGAAGAUCCUUUGUGUAGCAACCUGGAAUCAUCAUAUAAUGGGUCAACGUCAACAAAUGGAAAACUAGAUAGUUCACAGAACAUGUGGCAUGGUUCGAUUAAUACCAGCACCGACACUCUUGUGCCCUUGGUAGAAACAAAAUCACAAAAUGGCAGUGCAACAAUUACGCCCAUGACAGCAAUUGAAUUAAUCAGUACUGAUACCACAGAUGCUGGCGAAUGUUUACAAAAGCACUCCGACACCACAGCUGCCUCUUCAGUGAAUACUCAGAAACUUCAAACAGAACAAUUUAUUGCAGAUAAAUGUAAAAUCGCUAGUGUUAGCACAAAUUUUAAUAUUUUGCCAAAAGUACAUUCAUCAACGCCCAGUAACAACAGCAACAUUACAAUAAGACCAAAUCAAUUGUCCACCAAUGGUAGCAGCAGUCUGCUCGCAGCACCAUCUUCAUCAUUAACGAUAACGUCAACAGCAUUUGCUGAAACAAGCAAUAAUAAUAAAAUUCAAAAUAAUCUCACAAACAGCAAUAAUGACAAUAAAGUUUCCUCCACAUCACUGCUCAGCGGCGGCAAUGUGACACCGAAUGCCACAUCCAGUGGCAUGGAGGAAAGCAUACUCAUAUUACCUGAACAUCAAAAAUUAGAAAUUUCAUUUAGUGGUAAGUGCGAAAUGAUUGCCGCUAAUGUAACUACCUCGUCAGGUUCCAAUAUGCCUCCAAAUCAUUCAUUAUAUCCAACAACCACUACAGCGACAGCAGCUACAUUAGAUACGCCAACAUCGCUAAAUGUGUCACCAUAUGUAACUGCUGCCACAACUACAUCUGCGGCCGCUGCCACCACUGCUAUGUCUAGCCAAAGACGGAGGCGCACGUCUUCGUCGAAUUCAAAGCGUGAUGCUUUCGGCGUUGCCGCAAAACAAAUAAACAGCAGUUAUCUGUCCCGUUUCUCAUUGCCCGGUGGUGUACGUUCGUUACCAAUGACUCCGCCCGGUUUGACUGAACGACCACAAGUUACUAUUUCCUGCCCUGAUGGUCUCGCUCAUGCGUUAAGCGAAGAAAAUAUAAGACUUCAACAAAUUGUUCAUGAACAUAAGUUACGCGAAGAUGUAUUACUGCGCGAAAUUCAUGACAUGCGAAUGGCUCUCUUAAAGAAAAUAUGCCCCAAUUGUAACAAUGCCAAUGCAAACGCAACCAAUGAUGAACAGAAAAAUCAACAUGACUGUUCAACAACAUGUUGCCAUCAACACAGUAGACAAAGAUUUCAUCAUUCAAAUCAUAUGUAUCGUUAUUGUUGUCAAUAUCAUAGAAAACGUCAGCGUCAGCGAUAUUGCAGUGAACGAUCAUAUGAUCAUGAAUCCAAUUAUGACAACUAUGACGACGACGACGACAUUAAUAACGAUGGUGGUGACUAUACCGAUGUUGAUAGUGAUGAUGAUAAUAGUUCGGUAUCUGCGGUUAGUUGUCAUUGUUCUGCACUGGAUAAUGUUGAAAAUGCUUCAAUUUGCUCUUGGGAAGCUGUUGAAGAUCGCAGUACUAGCGGUCCUUCGUCCUGCACUACUACCAGUUCCUCAAUACAACCAAAUGCUACAAGCGUUUUAUGGGUGCCCGAUCAUGCCGUUUCGCGUUGCACCAGUUGUCAAACUGAAUUUUGGCUCGGCCGAAGAAAACAUCAUUGCCGAUCAUGUGGUCAAAUAUUUUGUGCUGAUUGCUCAGAAUUCUGGGCACCAUUGCCAGAUAUAAAACUGUUUAGUCCAGCGAGACUAUGUGGACCAUGUUAUCAUUCGGUAACGACACGUAUGCAGCAAGUAAACAAUCAGUUACAAAACAGUACGCUAAUGCACUUGCAACAAAGUACCGCCACAAAACCAGCAGCAACAUCAAAAGCCUGAAAUGAUAUGACGACAGCGCCCGCAUCAGCAGAAGCAGCAGCAGAAACAGAUAUAGCAGCACCAGCAACAACAACAGCAGCAUCAUCAUUAUUGUUAUGCCAACAAAAAACAACAACAACUAAUACUACUACUACAUAAUUACAUGCCAAUACAUAAAUAAUUAUUUUGGAUUUAUGCAAAUUAUGUAUGUAUGUAUUUAUAAUAUGUUAAUUAAUUAAUUAUUUUUAAAAAUGCAGAUACAUUUAAUGUAAAAGAAAGAACAAAAUUAUUAAUUAACAAUGUAAAACAUCAACUAAAUAGUUAACAACUGACGGACAAACACAAACAUAUAAACAUUAUUUCAAGAUGAAACAGAAAAGCAGGCAAAGACAUGAUUCCAAUGGUACCAGGUUUACAGGUUAUACAAACGGAAGCACUUGUAACAAGGAGCGAGUGAAAGAGCAAUUACUAUUAAGCCCUCACAUUAUAGCUUAAUUACUUUUGGUUUUUAGUUGAAACUUUAAAUAUUUUUUUUUUUUUAAAUGCAUUUUAAGUUUUUAUUUUUAAUUUGUCAUAUUUAUGCUUAAUGCUAUUAUUAUUAUUAUUGUAUGUAUUUUGAGUCAUCUCUCUCAUGAUAGUAAAUAUAAUAAAUAUUUUAGAAACAGA
This is a messenger RNA of Calliphora vicina (urban bluebottle blowfly), 5426 nucleotides long. Its product is annotated as myotubularin-related protein 3. Lineage: Eukaryota; Metazoa; Arthropoda; Insecta; Diptera; Calliphoridae. The record is from RefSeq and is a predicted model, not a curated record. Gene Ontology annotation, biological process: phosphatidylinositol dephosphorylation; regulation of autophagy. Bases 369 to 4781 code for a protein of 1470 amino acids. Gene Ontology annotation, cellular component: cytoplasm; membrane. The transcript is spliced from 16 exons. Gene Ontology annotation, molecular function: phosphatidylinositol-3-phosphate phosphatase activity; protein phosphatase binding; metal ion binding.